AUGGUGGAAACAACAUCUCUGCCCCUGGCGCCUGUACCACCACGGUCAGUGCUGAAACUUAUACCAGAUGACGAAUGGAGAGCAUGUUUGAACGCCUGGAUUAGAUCUGUCGAGGACCGUUUAAGGUUGAAAGAUGAAGACUUCGAACUGUCUAUCUCAAACGAUGAAGCUGCAUAUCUCUUUCUUACUUCAUAUUUUUCAGGGGGUUUGCCUCGUACCCAUGGGCCGACAUUAAAGGCCGCUAGUUUAUUACAACGCCUCUGUUUUCUAUUAAGCCGGAGAAUACUAUUAGCUGGGCUCCAUGGCCCACCACAGCUUGUGAAUGUUGAAUUCCUGGGAAAUUUUUGCUAUUCUUAUACUUCUACACCACCCCUUCGGAGUUUGAUGUUGGAGGUGUGGAAUAGAGAUACAGAAGCCUUGGUCUCCAGCACCCAUAAAGUGAAGGUGGACACUUUAAAUCAGUUAUCCUCCAAUGAUGGGCCGUACGCGGAAAUCGAGGGAAGAUUACGACCCUUGACACUUCUUUCAUCAAAUUUAUGUGAGGUUGGACGGGUGCUUAUGGCUGGGGAUGAUUACAUAGAUGCAAUCUUUGAGGGAUUCCACAAGUCAAAAGAUGAACAUCUACGAAAAACCCUCGUGGCACAUAUAUAUGUUGCACUUACAUCAUUGAUGAAGGUGAGGCCACCCGCGACGUCGGUACUCCUCGAUCAACUCUAUGGGCUAAAGAGCUCCGCAAAAGUAGACUCCAAUGGCCCCAGGACUCAGCCAACGCUACUUUCAGCCCUUCUUUGCAGUACCAACUUCAUCAAACGCCUAGAGAAUGUACUAGCCGGAGACCAACAACAGAAGCGAGGUGAUACCCUGGUUUCCUCGCUGAAAACAUACCGCUCUGAGUGCCAGGCAUUGCACAAGCCAUACCAACGCCCAAAAAGGGUGGAUAAGGGCAAAAGUCGGGAUGUAUCAGCCGGCAUUGAGGAGGAUAUUCACGUCCAUCGAAUGUCCCUUGUCACCCAAGUCCAAGAUCUAUUCCCUGAUCUCAACUCAGGGUACAUUGUGCGACUUCUUGACUUUUACAAUGAUGAUAUCGAAGUCACAAUUUCGAACCUCUUAGAGGGAACUCUCCCAGAGCACCUUAAAUCCUUUGAUCAAGGGACUCAACUCCAAGACACGGUUAAUCUUGCACUACGGCCUACUCCACCGCCUUCUGAAUCACCCGUUCCCCACAUUGAGCGCAAGAAUGUGUUUGAUAACGACGAAUUUGAUCGACUAGAAAUAUCACCUUCGAAGCUGCAUAUAGGCCGCGCCAAUGCCGAUCUUACUGCGGAUGAUCUUCUGGCUAACAAGUCUGGCUCAACAAACAAAGCCGCAAUAAUGGCCGCUCUUGCAGCAUUUGAUUCAGACGAUGACGAGCGGGAUGACACUUAUGACUUUGCUGAUGUUGGGGGGACAGUGGAUACCCAACCAACAGCAACAGACGGCGACACAUCCGAGCCCCGAGAAGGCAGUAGUGGCAUGGCAACCGAGAUGAAGCUGUAUGACCUUUACAAAUCUAACCCUGGAGCUUUUGCACGCGACCAAAACACUCGUAGGUCUCAACACAGGGUUUCCCUGCGUAAAGAGACAGGAAUGACAGACGAAGCAAUCGAGGGGUGGGCGUUAAUGCUCUCCCGCGAUCCAAAGCGGGUUACUAGGUUAGAGCGGAAUGUGGCCUUAUCUGGACUACGUGCACACCAACAACCCGAACUUCAAUCCACGGCGUAUAGAAAGCCUACCGGCGAAGAUGGCUCUGGAGAAGACUCCGGAGGUCAUGAUGGGGGUCGAGGCCAGAACCGAGGCCGUGGCAGGGGCGGUAGAGGUGGCGGUAGAGGUAGUGGCCGGGGAGCUUCGACUGCCCCUGAGUCAGCAAUAGAAAGACGACGGAAAGAUGAAAAUAAGGGCUCAAGAGCGAAUCAUAACAGACGCAACCAAAGGGCGAAGAAAAUGGCGAGAGGCGGUCUGUGA
Nannizzia gypsea CBS 118893 is the source of this 2001-nucleotide messenger RNA. RefSeq lists its product as hypothetical. Bases 1 to 2001 code for a protein of 666 amino acids. The record is from RefSeq and is a predicted model, not a curated record. The transcript has a single exon. Gene Ontology annotation, molecular function: ubiquitin binding. NCBI's taxonomy places the organism in Eukaryota, Fungi, Ascomycota, Eurotiomycetes, Onygenales, Arthrodermataceae.